AUGACUAUCGACGAGGCAGUCAGGCGCUCUCACAUCCUUCAUCGAGCCUUAGACAGGACACCAUUGAAUGUUGCUUCUGGAUCAGGCAUAUCAUUCACCCUCAACUCAGGGAAAGAGAUUAUUGAUGCAGCAUCUGGUCCCUCAGUAGCAUGUUUAGGCCACAAUCAGCCGGAGGUAACCAAGGCCAUCCUGGACCACCUGAACAACAACAUUGCCUAUGCAUACUCUGGCUCAUUCUUCACAAAUGAUGCUUCCGAGGAGCUUGCUUCACUCCUUCUAACUCAUCAACCAGGAGGUCUAUCCAAAGCGAUUUUUGUAAACUCCGGCAGUGAGGCUACGGAUGCCGCUUUGAAGCUCGCAGUGCAGUAUUGGCACGAGAAAGGAGAAAAAAAGAGGACUCAUUUCAUAGCCCGAAGACAAAGCUAUCAUGGAAACACAAUUGGCGCAUUAUGUGUUUCUGGCCAUGACUCGCGGCGUGAAUUCUAUAAAGAUUUCAUGUCCUCGAAUGUGUCUUUCGUAGAUCCUUGCUAUGCAUAUCGGCUGAAGGAACGCAACGAAAGAGAUGAACAGUAUGCACAGCGUUUGGCUCAACAGGUUGAAGACGAGAUCCUUCGAGUUGGACCUGAACAUGUUGCCGGGUUCAUUGCGGAGACUGUCAGUGGCACGACCCUUGGUUGCGUACCUGCAGUUCCUGGUUACUUCAGCAAAAUCCGUGAUAUCUGUGACAAAUAUGGCGUGUUACUAAUCUUGGAUGAGAUAAUGUGCGGCAUGGGAAAAACCGGAACCAUGCAUGCUUGGGAGCAAGAAGCUGGCUUCCGAGGGCCGGAUAUACAGACAAUCGGCAAGGCCCUUGGUGGUGGAUUUGUCCCUCUAUCGGGUGUGCUUUUACACAAAAAGAUAUUCGAAGCUCUGAGUAACGGCUCAAAAGUCUUAGUACACGGACAUACCUUCCAGGCUCAUCCUUUGGCGUGCGCUGCAGCUGUCGCAGUCCAAAAGAUAAUAAAGAGGGACAAUUUGCUUGAAAACGUCAAGCAACAAGGUGUAUUGAUGGAGCAACUUCUGAAAGACAAAAUUGCUCCCUUACCGUUUGUCGGCGACGUCCGCGGACGAGGCUUGUUCUGGGCUGUGGAAUUUGUUCGUGAUAGAGGAAAACGCGUCCCAUUUUCACCGGAAGACAAAUUCUGUGAGACUGUUGUCGAUAAGGCUCUGGAGCUAGGACUUGCUAUCCUAGGAAACCUUGGUCGUACAGGAGAACACUAUGUGGAUCUGGCCAUCCUUUCUCCUCCUUAUAUUGUCCGAAGCGAUGAGAUCCAUCGUAUUGUGGAUCUUCUUGCUCAAGCUAUAGAAUCUACAAGCGCAAAUUUUUUGUGA
Molecule: messenger RNA, 1371 nt
Organism: Talaromyces amestolkiae
Lineage: Eukaryota; Fungi; Ascomycota; Eurotiomycetes; Eurotiales; Trichocomaceae
Exons: 3
Coding region: 1-1371 (456 amino acids)
Cellular component (GO): cytosol
Molecular function (GO): transaminase activity; pyridoxal phosphate binding
Source: RefSeq, a predicted model, not a curated record